Messenger RNA from Haemonchus placei, 249 nucleotides. NCBI's taxonomy places the organism in Eukaryota, Metazoa, Nematoda, Chromadorea, Rhabditida, Trichostrongylidae. The record is from the annotation of a GenBank genome assembly.
AUGUCGGACACUGGACGUAGCCCUCGGCCUGCUGGUACCCAGCUAAGACAACGACGAGGCGGUGGAACAGCUACCGCCUCUUCUGGUCGCGCACGUGCCGGCAACAACGGAGGGCUCUGGCGUUUUUACACGGAAGAUUCGACUGGCUUGAAGAUUGGACCUGUGCCGGUUCUGGUGAUGAGCCUAGUUUUCAUCGCAUCAGUGUUCGUGCUUCACAUUUGGGGAAAGUUCACACGAAGCCGCGCCUGA